UCCCCUUCCGCCGCGGGUGUCAAGGAUCCAACCCGACCAGCGCGCGCGACCGUUGGAUGGGCAAAAAUCCGGGUGGCUUGAUGGGUUGCGAGGUAGGUGGGCAAACGCGUAACAUCCAUCGAUACAGUAAUCUUCCUUGUUGCUUCUUCUGCUCUCUUUCUUGCUUCUCUCCGUCUGUCUCUCUCUCCUCUGACUCUCUGGCGCGUCGCUGCUCCCUGCCUUGGUGUCAGCUUCGCAUUCGCAAUGGGUCUGAUUUCAUUCUGGGCGAGCCUCACUGCGCCACGGGUCCGCGAGAUCUCCAGCCCGACCGAGGACUUCUGGCCGGAGAGAGGCCGACCAACGACUGCUUCGGCUGUACGUGCAUCUCACGGGGACAAUGCUGCUGGCGCCCAGCGGCCUCGAACAUCAAAUGGCGAGAGGAGAAUCGGGCGAUUGGCGCGGAGUCUGAGUCGACCGCGGCGGAAACACCCUGCCGCAUUGAAGGCAGAGGACCGCUCACACACCUCCACAAGUCAUGUCACCUCAAGUCAAAUCACCAAAGACCUGCCCCCCGUACCCACUCUCCCGCCUUUACCCAUCCUCGACCCCGUAGACAGCGACGCCACUCCGCCACCCCAAGACGUCGGCCAGCCAGGGCCGGCCAUCUCCCCCGAGGCCCUCCAAGCCUUGCACAUCUUCGAGCUCGCCGCCGAGCCCAUAUCAUCCGACGAAGAACGGGAGGCCUCCUUCGAGAACCCCCUCAUCCGACGCCGGAGUCUAUCCAGCGCCACUCCCGACAGCAGGGCCCCUCGACCUCUGUCGAAGAAGGCAUCAUGGUUCCGCGUGGGCACCGGAAGAGACAAAGCACUACCUCCCCCUCCUCCGCCAACUGGCCCACUGCCGCCCGUUCCGGGCCCCCAGCAGCAGCAACGACAACAAGAGUACAAAAAACCCGGCACCGCGAGAAGCGACACCUCCGCCCCCGACUCCUCCCCCCAGGUCCCCAGCCUCUUCGACGGGAAGAGCGACACCUCGGCCUCCAGCAUCGCCACCGCCUCCGAAGCCGGCAGUUUUCAUCAGCCUGCUUCCCCGACCAUCGACCAGCGACCGGGGUACAACGGCCGCAACCGAAAGGUCCCAUGUCCCGUCCAGACCAUGCCUGUGCGCGGACACCGCUACAAGGACUCUGCCAUCGUCACGCCGAGGAGCCCGCACACUCCGCUGACGCCGCACACGCCUACAGGCAUUAUGCGAUGGACCAAGCAAACGCAUGAGGGAGAGCAGGAAGGGCUUGGUGUCCACAUGCUACCCGACGAAGAGCAACAGCAGCGUUCGGUGCCGAGUUGGACGAGCAGUGCGCCGCGGAUUGAGAUGGACGAGACUACUCUGCCCUCUUCCCGCUUCGAGUAGGACUGGCACUUGGUGAUUGACAGGGCUGGGUAAUGUGUUUUUUUAUGGCAACGCGAGCUUUAUGAGAAUAGCUUACCGGACCGCCGAUGGAAUACCUGUAUGCGGUUACUGUGACGACUAAUUAUGUAGCAAUGAAAUGAACA
Neohortaea acidophila is the source of this 1532-nucleotide messenger RNA. RefSeq lists its product as uncharacterized. The record is from RefSeq and is a predicted model, not a curated record. Bases 57 to 1253 code for a protein of 398 amino acids. NCBI's taxonomy places the organism in Eukaryota, Fungi, Ascomycota, Dothideomycetes, Mycosphaerellales, Teratosphaeriaceae. The transcript has a single exon.